Varanus komodoensis (Komodo dragon) is the source of this 3175-nucleotide messenger RNA. It is a transcript of the gene FHIP2B, whose product is annotated as FHF complex subunit HOOK interacting protein 2B. NCBI's taxonomy places the organism in Eukaryota, Metazoa, Chordata, Lepidosauria, Squamata, Varanidae. The coding region runs from base 134 to 2110 and encodes 658 amino acids. The record is from RefSeq and is a predicted model, not a curated record. The transcript has 17 exons.
GACGGAGGAGCCCCCGCUCGACCUGCCGCGGGCCUUCGCGGAGCACUGGAAGGGCCUCACGCACUUUUACCUGGAGGCCACAGACGAAAGCAGGCCCGCCCGGCAGACGGACAUUCCCUGGCGCUUGAGGCAGAUGCUGGACAUCUUGGUCUACGAGGAGAAGCAGCAGCCCGCCGGGGAGACGGGGCCCUGCUUGGAGUACCUGCUGCAGCACAAAAUCCUGGAGACGCUCAGCACGCUGGGGAAAGCCGAGUAUCCUCUGGGAAUGAGAUCUCAGGUGCUCCUCUUCUUCAGUCGCCUGCUGGGACAGAUGCAAUGCCCUUUGCUGCAUUACCUGAGUGUGUACAAACCUGUGCAGAAACUCCUUCAGCUUGGGAGCAAUGCACUAGGCCCAGAGCCCGAGAAGGAAGUGAUGCAGUUUGUUGCUGUCCUGUGCACCAAGAUUCAGCAGGAGCCUGCCCUGCUCCCGUAUCUUCUGGAGGUCAGGUGUGCGGAUCAGCCCUCCCAUCUUCGGGGGGCAGCCUCCGAGCCCGUGUCAGCCCCCUCCCAGCUUCCGCCCGCACCGGCAGAGCCGAGCAGAGGGCUGUGCCAUGAGGAAGCUCCCUGUGGGGAGCCCACACAGGCAGCUCCCCCUGCCCUGAACCUGGUGACCUCUUUGAUCGGCUUGUGCAAGAGCCAGAAGAGGAAGGUUGCUCUGAAAGCUCAGGAGAACCUGCUGCUGCUCACAAGCAUGGACCACCCCGCCAUUGCUCAGACCUUGGCGCGAGACACCGUGCUCUGUGCCCUGCUGGCAGAGCACCUCUGCGCCCUGUUCGAGGCCAUCCCCGCAGCUGUCAGCCCUGCUGAUGUCACCACGCUUCGGCCAGCCAGCUGGAGGCUUCAGGGCCGCUCAGGGGAGGAGAGCGCUUUUCCCGGACAGGCCAGCCUGGAGGCUUUCUUUGCCUGGCUCAGCCUCUGCGACAGUCUUGCGAAAGAGGCCCACCCGGUUCUUGCUGGUGCCCUCAGCGAAGCUGUGGGCCGGAGGCUCUUCCUGGGCAGGCUGCAGCCCCAGCUCCUGCAGAUGUCAGAGCGGGGCAUCCUGCUCUCCACGGCGCUCCUGACUGGCCUGGUGAAACAGGUUCGUGCUCCUGCCCUCCUCCAGGAAUUGGUUGCCUUUGUGCUGGGAGCUGAGGGGGACCCAGCGCGCCCCCUGCAGCUGCUCGCCCACCUGACGGAGCGCUGCAGGCAUCUGUCCGACGAGAUCAGCACAGCUACCCUGCGGCUGUUCGAGGAGCUGCUGCAGCUUCCUGACGAACGGGUUGUGCGGACGCUGGUGCUGCGCCACCUGGAGGAGCGCGGCUACGUGCUGAGAGGCCCAUCCGGGCAGGAGGAGCCCGUGGCUCGAGAGGAAGGGCCCUGCGAGGACGGGCUAGAGCUGGAGGAAGAUCCCUACUUCCCAGACAUCAGCUUCCGGGUCUCUGCAAAGCCAGCCCAUCCCGCCAAAAGGCUGGGCGCCAUGCCUGAUGUGAAGGAGGCCGUCAGCAGCUUCCUUUGCCUCGUUCCUAGUGAGGCAAAGACUUCUGCCUACCUGGAGGAGGGUGGUUAUGAUGCCUAUGUCUACGAUGCUGAAGUGCUGUUCCAGGCGUGUCGUGCCACCGCCUCACACUGGGGUUGGCCCCAGGCUUCCCGGCCCCUGGAGGACUGUGCUGCCGGAUCCCGCUUUUACGAGGGCCGUUUCCUGGAGGUGCUGCUUGACCGGCUGGUGCAGAUCCUGGACCAGCCCUACGCAGUGAACCUGCAGGUGACGUCAGUGCUGUCCCGCCUGGCCCUCCUGCCUCACCCCCACCUUCACGAGUACCUGCUGGACUCCUACCUGCCCCUGGCCCCAGGCUGCAGGAACCUCUUCUCCGUGCUGAUCAGGGUGAUUGGAGACCUGAUGCAGAGGACCCAGCGGAUCCCUGAUUUCCCGGCAAACUUGCUGCUGGUCCGGAAGCAGCUGAUGGGGCAGGCCCCUGCAGAGCACCCGGUGAGCCACCAGACACUGCUGGAAGGAGUGGUCGUGCUCGAGGAGUUCUGCAAGGAGCUUGCCGCCAUCAUCUUUGUCAAGGCCAGGCUGGAGGCCCCUGCGUGAUUCCCCCCGCAGCCUCCAUGAGCCAGCCCCGCGUCGUGCGGCCGGGAGGGCCAGCGCCCCGGCCUCCACGGGCCGCGCCUGGGACAUCUGUGGGCUCCUGGCAGCCGUGGCCAGGCGGCUCCGCUGCACGGAGGGAGCACGGCAGCGGCCUCGUGGCAAGGGGCAGAGCCAGCGGAGCCCGCAUGGGGCCCCGGCAGCAGUGGCUCUUCGGCUGCGCGACUUGUUGACCCAGCCAUCUGCAUCCCGGUCCCUCCUGCCUCCACAGAGCUGCCUUGGUCCUCUGCAGCCACCUGAGUCAGACUCCCGAGCCUGCGCUGGGGAGCGGAGAGGAGCAGCCGUCUGCUGACCAGCCGACCAGCUUUUGGCUUCACGCUGGAGCUCCCAGCCAGCGGACGACCCUGUCCUGGACUGAGCUUAAGGACCCUGGCUGUGCCCUCCUGCUGUUGGUGCCCCAUCCUGCUUUCACUGCCGCUUUUGGCCUUCGCUUUAUUUCAUGGGGACCGUCUGUGGGACAUGGGUGCUGAGCAGCGACUGCUGCAUCUCUGGAAGAAGCACAGCAGGGGUUGUGAGCAGAUGGAGCUGCUGCCGUGGGUGGCACUUCCUCGGCAGGUUUGUUGCUCGUGCUUCACCUGGAGCCUUUUCGGCACAUGCUGGGCUGCCCGGGAAAGCCGGUUGCAAUCACCUUGUUGCUGUUCCCCCGGCACCUCUUGCCAAAUUCUAUUCAUGCCUACUCAGGAAGAAUAUCUUAGGUUUGAUUUUAUUGUGCAAGACAGUUUAGCAAGUCAACUUCCCCUUAAGUUUAUGAGUAACUUGUAGUGGUCACACAAGUUGUCUGUGCUGAGAAAAUGAGGGUGACUUCAAGAUCAUACACAGCCACUUCUUAAUGGGAAUUAUGUCUAUACGUGUGUAAAAUUUGGUGCACUAGAGCAGGGACAUCAACCUUUAACCAACCGGUACAUUUUUUGGUAUCGGUAUUUGGUAUUCAGGUGCUUUACUUCCGUAGGGCAGGAUGCACCAGCCCAUUGAUUUGUACUUGUGCCUGAAAUAAACAGGUUGUGGAAUGUG